UCGACCUGUGAAAAACUUUCGAGGAAAAAUCUCAAGCGGAAAAGCGCAUCAAGUGAAACACCGUAUCCUGUUUUUUGACGUAACCUUUGCCUACGAGUCCUGCCAUGGCCAUUCCCUUCUACGAGAACGAACACGCGUCGGCGGCGUCGGCGACCGCGCCUAGUGACAUAACUGCCACUGCCACCGCUGGCGACCAAGUGGAUGGACCGCCGCCUCUCGGUACGCCCGGAUUCGACCAGGUGGACUACGACGGACCUCCGCCGGCGGCGGCUGCAGCGCCAUCGUCAGCGGCAACAAGUGAACCGCCACCCAGCGCCGAGGAGCAACUGUUGGCCUGGAAAAUGCUGGCCCUGACCAUGUGCAAGGUCCUCAAGCAGUUCUGCCAGCAGCACAAGCAGACCAACGGGAAACCCAGCCAGAUGACGGCCACCGUCCAGAUUCAGCCACAGAGCCAGUAAGACCCACUAAGUCCCCCCUCCCCCCAAAAGCAGAAUCAAAGCCCGGUACGACCCGUACCCGUAGCUCUGAAGCGGCUCCUAAAAGCGCAACUUGUGAUUACUUUACUGUUGGAACACGUGAGAACUAGCCAAGCCCCCCCCAGCCCAGCCCACCCCAACCCUGGGACAGAAGGAGACGGGAGAGAGAAAGAGAUUUAGGAGUGAAAUGUGAAUCAAUUUCCCAAGGAAAAGAAACCCCAGAAAGUAAUUUUUAUACACGUAUUUUCUUUGAUGGAGAAUUGAUUUCGAAAUUGUCGUCGCACUUUUUGGAUAAGCGCAAAUGUGAUAAAUAGUUUUGCUAAAAAUAUUUCCAGUCCCCCCCCUAUUUGGUAAAAUUAUUUAAGUUUAGUUUUAAUCCUAAGUUAAGUUCUCCCAGAUGGUCCCGCGAGAACCCAAGAUGAUACCCGCAAAUGAUGAUCUGGAAGCGGCAGCUAGUUUUCAGAGAGAAACCAACUUAGUGGAUAAGCCAAAAAGAAACUCUUCGAAUAUGCAAUUGCUAUAUAUCCAUCGUAUAUAUAAGUCUCAAUAUCUGUGUGUGUAGGUACAACUUUUUUACAAACAACUCUCUUGGUGUCUAUUUAUGAGAUACAUAUCCAUAUGUAUGUGUAUCUCAGAGUUUCAACUUCCUAGGUAGAUUGCUUCUUCGACUUAGCAAAUAGUUAUGAAACCUAUACAAUAUAUGAAUAUAUUUUUGAUAUUUUUAUAUUUGCUUUGCCAUCGAUAAGUUUACGCUGUGCGUUUGUGUCAAUUUAGUUUCUAGUUUCCCCACUACUCAUAAGCAAUACUGUGGACUUCACUAAACACUAAGAUCAACGGAGCAGAAGUAGGAGAAGGAGAAGUAAGGACGACAGACACACUUUCGUGUCAGGAGGAGCAUACACAUAGUACAAGUUCAAAAGUAGAAAUAUUUACAACAUCCAUAAAACAAACAACAAACUAACCACACAAAAUAAAUAUUAGCUAUUAAGAAAUUUAAAUCUAAGUUAAGUAAACCAAACAAAAUAAUA
This is a messenger RNA of Drosophila obscura, 1504 nucleotides long. RefSeq lists its product as uncharacterized. The coding region runs from base 105 to 458 and encodes 117 amino acids. The transcript has a single exon. The record is from RefSeq and is a predicted model, not a curated record. NCBI's taxonomy places the organism in Eukaryota, Metazoa, Arthropoda, Insecta, Diptera, Drosophilidae.